Molecule: messenger RNA, 2271 nt
Organism: Glossina fuscipes
Lineage: Eukaryota; Metazoa; Arthropoda; Insecta; Diptera; Glossinidae
Gene: dpr11
Product: fibroblast growth factor receptor-like 1
Exons: 7
Coding region: 1021-2154 (377 amino acids)
Biological process (GO): synapse organization
Cellular component (GO): neuron projection membrane
Source: RefSeq, a predicted model, not a curated record
AAAAAUAAUUAAAAUAAUUAUAAUCUCGAAGCAAAAGAACAAAACAAAAAAAACUAAUAAUCGAAUUAAACGUAAAUCAUAAGUAUAGAUAAUUUAAAAUGAGUCCGUCCGUUUCGAAAAUAAUUAAUUAAUGCAUAGAAAGAAAACAUUAUAAAAAAAAAAUCAAUUUGAACUCAAGCAGUUUAUUAAAUGGCGUCAUCAGCAUAAAAUGUGUUUAACAGGAAGGAAAGAAAAACGGAACACCAUAAACACACUCGAGUAAACCAUCAAAGAGAAGAAGAAAAAAAAAAAAGGGAGCGAAACAAACAAAAAAAGCAAAAAAAAAACAAAAACAAAUUAUAACAAUUCAACUCAGUUAAUCAAUUAAGUGAAAAUAUAUUUGAGUAUAAAAUUAAACUUAAUGUGUUUACCCGAAGACAUAAUCAACAUUUCGUUAUUAUCUUCAUAUCGUUAUACAUAUAUAGUUGAACUGGAAAUCAUUGAAAAAUGUGAAAAAUAUUUGACAUAACCGUACGCAUGAAUGAUUACUCAUAUCAAACAAGAUAUCAAUAAGAAAACCUUAAGCGUUUCCUUUUUUUUUUUUUUGUUGUUAUUUAUGCACUUAAAAAAUGAACAAAUUGAACAAAUGUACGUAACAUACGUAACACACACCCACACAUAAAAAGAAAGACCAGAAGAAGAAAAAGAAGAAGACGAAGAAGAAGAAGAGAGAAAAAGAAAAAACCAAACUAUAAUUCUUUUUAUUUUUCGGUUUUACUCUUGUACUAUCAUUGUUAAGUUCUUUUCAUCAUAAUAAAAAACAAAAAAAAAAAAAUCAUAACAAAAAUUCUCUAAAAGGUGUGUUCGUUCCUACACGCAUAACAUAUUAACAGGAAAACGAAUAAAAUGAAUAAAGCCAUAAAGCAUUGAAAUGUUUUAUAUGCUGAUGAAAUUGUGUCAGCAAAUGUGUUAAAAGCAAAAAAGCAAAAAAAAAAAAAAAACAAGGAAGAAAAAAAUAAUCGCCAUUCAAACACGUAGACAAUGACUGCUACUACAUCGCCAUCAUUGCAAUCAUCACUAUUUUCGCCAACAAAGAGGACAAUGCUCGGCUUUUGUAAAAAUCACAAAACAAUGGGUUCGAUUCUUAAAAUACAUUUACAACAAAUGCAUUUCUGGAAUUUUGCAGCAGCAGCUCUAUUUUGUCUAAGUACAGCUGUUAGUCAUGCCGAAGUCGUUACAAAUUUUGAUGUAAUCGCGUCAGAGUAUACAAGCAGCUCGGCAUUAUAUUCCUCAUCAUUAUCAUCACCAGCCUCUUCCUCUUCAUCAGCGGCAUUAACAUCAGCGACGUCAAUGUCGUUCUCAGUGCCAGCGCCGUCAGUGCCAGCGGCUUUGACAGCUGACACAAUUCAAACUUCUGCGUCAACAUCGGCAUUUGCGGAGCCAUAUCUUGAAGGUUUUGCCACAACGAAUAUUACCACACAGAUUGGUACGCAUGCAUAUCUGCCAUGCCGGGUCAAGCAACUCGGAAAUAAAUCAGUUUCCUGGGUACGUGUGCGUGAUGGUCACAUACUCACCGUUGACAGAGCUGUCUUCAUAGCCGAUCAACGUUUCUUAGCUUUAAAACAACCAGACAAAUUCUGGACUUUGCAAAUCAAAUACGUGCAAGGACGUGAUGCUGGUGCUUAUGAAUGUCAAGUGUCAACAGAACCUAAAGUUAGCGCCCGGGUGCAUUUACAAGUAGUUGUUCCUCGUACUGAAAUUCUCGGCGAUCCCGAUCGUUAUGUUAAAGCUGGCAGCACUGUAAUUUUACGCUGUAUAGUACGGGGUGCUUUAGAGCCGCCCACGUUUAUUAUGUGGUAUCAUGGCAUCGACCAAUUGGCUGCUGAUUCCAAGCGUCAUAAAACUACACUUGACCGCAAUAUAUCCGAAUUUGAAAGUGACGCUCAUAGUACGAUCGGUUCAUUAAUCAUUGAAUCAGCGAAAAAACGUGAUACCGGCAAUUACACGUGUAGUCCGUCAAAUAGUCCCAGUGUGACUGUAACACUAAAUGUUAUAAAUGGUGAAUCUUCUGCCUCAGCGGUUACAUCGUCAGCGUCGGUUACAAAAAAAUUUUAUUCAGCUUGUAGCCUAGCUUUAAUAUUUGGUUUAAUAAUGAUUGGGGGCUAUCGCACAUGACCAGCUUAGAUGUCUAAAGUACUCUAAAGUGAAAUAGCGACAGCGAUAACACAACAACAACAAAAGACAACAUCUGCCAACCCUUAAAAAAAAAAAAUAAAUAAAUAAAUAAAUAAA